Molecule: messenger RNA, 1510 nt
Organism: Gastrolobium bilobum
Lineage: Eukaryota; Viridiplantae; Streptophyta; Magnoliopsida; Fabales; Fabaceae
Product: metallocarboxypeptidase A-like protein TRV_02598
Exons: 11
Coding region: 76-1392 (438 amino acids)
Biological process (GO): proteolysis
Molecular function (GO): zinc ion binding; metallocarboxypeptidase activity
Source: RefSeq, a predicted model, not a curated record
UUCAAAGACGUCGAAGCAGAGUUAAUAACAGCAACAAUGAAAUGAAAUGAAAUAGAUAACCUGUUGAUACUUGCCAUGGCUGAUCUUCUUUCUCUCUCAUCUUUUCUGUUCUCAAUCAGCAUCUGCUUCCUCGCUUCUUCCCCACUUCACCUUUUUGUUAAUGGCGAACCAAUCAAUCUCACUCAACCUCCAGUUACGCCAAUCAACUACGAUCUCUACCAUUCCAGUGGCGAUUUGAUGGAAGAGAUUAGUGCCUUGGUCCAUCGUCACCCGGAUAAGCUCACCAUGGAGACAAUUGAAGCUGGAAACAAAGGCUAUGGUGCUGAGGUUGCUGUGGUUACUUAUUGCAAGGGAAAGAGAGAGGUUGAUGAGAGGUCAAAGUCUCGGAUCCUUCUUAGUUUCGGGCAGCAUGGAAGGGAGCUGAUCACCUCAGAACUUGCUUUAAGGAUUUUGUCUAUUCUAAGUGAAGAACAAUUUCUACCCAGCAUGGAUCAAGCUUCCUUAAACAGUACACUUGACAAGCUUAUCAUAAAGGUGGUUCCAAUGGAAAACUUGCAUGGCCGCAAACUUGUUGAAGCUGGAGAUCUCUGUGAGAGAAGAAAUGGCAGAGGAGUUGAUCUCAACCGGAAUUGGAGUGUAGAUUGGGGCAAGAAAGAAAAGGAUUAUGAUCCAUAUGAGGAGAAUCCUGGAUUUGCUCCAUUUAGCGAGCCUGAAAGCCAAAUCAUGAGGAAACUUGCCAUAUCUUUUGAACCACAUGUAUGGGUCAAUGUGCACUCUGGUAUGGAGGCUCUUUUUAUGCCAUAUGAUCAUAAAAAUACUACACCUGAUGGAUUGCCAUUGCAACGGAUGAAGUCAUUGCUUGAAGAAGUAAACCAUCUACAUUGCCAAAAGCGUUGCAUGAUUGGGUCUGGAGGCGGUUCUGUAGGGUAUUUUGCACACGGUACAGCAACUGAUUUCAUGUAUGACAUUGUGAGGGUUCCCAUGGCUUUCACCUUUGAGAUAUACGGAGAUGGAACAGCCUCAUCAAGAGACUGUUUUAAAAUGUUUAAUCCCACUGACCUUGCUAGCUACAAUAGAGUUCUCAAUGACUGGUCUGCAACAUUCUUUACAAUUUUUAAAUCGGGGCCACUCCACCUCGGUGAGAUCCAUUCAGAAGCGUCUGUCUUGAAAUUGGAUAAGUUGGUAUCAAUAGAUGAAUACCUAGAUGGAUAUUUAAUGGAGAGGAGAAAUAGAUACGGAAAGAAGAUGGAGGUGCUAGAGCUUGGAAUGCAAGAAAUAAGAACUUAUUUCAGGCUCUUUUUAUUAUCUUCAGUGUUACUAAUGUUCAUGUUCUGUUCUAGAAUUUCAAAAAGUAAGUGCAGUAGACCAAUUGUUUCUGCUAUGCCUCUCUAAAAUUAGAUCGUAAGUGAAAAUUGUAUAUCCAAUUUUGAGAAAAAAUAGUAAGUUAAAUUGUUGACUGUAUUACUAUGUAACGCACCUUUCUUUCGAGGCUAUAUAAUUUGAUUCUUUA